Miniopterus natalensis is the source of this 1368-nucleotide messenger RNA. The record is from RefSeq and is a predicted model, not a curated record. NCBI's taxonomy places the organism in Eukaryota, Metazoa, Chordata, Mammalia, Chiroptera, Miniopteridae.
AUGAACCCCGACAGGUGCUCGCAGGGGAGCCCUGAGGAAGAAGCGGGGAGAGCGGGGUGGAAACCCAAGGUGAGAGACGCCUUCAAAGACAUUUCCUUCUACUUCCCCCGGGAAGAGUGGGCAGAGAUGGGAGACUGGGAGAGAGCGCGGUACAGGAACGUGAAGAGGAACUACGAGAUGCUCCUCAGCCUAGGCAGCAAGAAUUCUCUGUCUCUCAUAAGAAUCUCCAGAUUUUGGAAAAAAUUACCAACCAAAACACUGAUUUCUCGUCAUCUUUUAGUCAAACCUUCUUGGGUGACCUUCAGAGUAGAACAGAGUAAAUACCAGAAGGCAAUGUCCAGGGCACCAUUAAGUAAUGAUUCCAGUUUGAAGGAAUUGUCAGGAACAGCAAAUCUGCUGACCACAAGUGGUUCAGAGCCGGCCCAGAAACCAGUGUCCCCUCCUGGGGAAGCAAGUACCUCUGGACAGCACUCUAGACCAAAAUUGGAACUCAGGAGGAAGGGGAUGGAAGUGCAGAUGUACAGCCUACGAGAAAGAAAGGGCCACGUGUACCAAGAGGUCAGCGAACCCCAGGACGACGACUACCUCUAUUGUGAGAAGUGUCAGAACUUCUUCAUUGACAGCUGUGCUGUGCAUGGGCCCCCUAUAUUUGUAAAAGACAGUGCAGUGGACAAGGGGCACCCCAACUGCUCAACCCUCACUCUGCCCCCUGGGUUGAAAAUCAGACUGUCAGGCAUCCCUGAGGCUGGGUUUGGAGUGUGGAACGAGGAAUCGGAUCUGCAGGUGGGUCUGCACUUUGGCCCUCAUGAGGGCCAGAUCACAGAAGAUGAAGAUGCAGCCAACAGUGGAUACCCCUGGCAGAUCACCAAAGGGAGAAACUGCUAUGAGUAUGUGGAUGGAAAGGAUAAAUCCUGGGCCAACUGGAUGAGGUAUGUGAACUGUGCCCGGGAUGAUGAAGAGCAGAACCUGGUGGCCUUUCAAUACCACAGGCAGAUUUUCUACCGAACCUGCCAGGUCGUCAGGACAGGCUGUGAGCUGCUGGUCUGGUAUGGGGAGGAGUACGGCCAGGAGUGGGCAUCAAGUGGGGCAGCAAGUGGAAGAGAGAGCUCGUGGCAGGGAGAGAACCAAAGCCAGAGAUUCACCCAUGUCCCUCCUGCUCUAUGGCCUUCUCCAGUCAGACAUUCCUCAGCCAACAUGUGAAAUGCAAUCACCCCUCUGAGAUUCUGCCAAGAACAUCUUCAAGAAAACACCUCCAAUCAGAGGAACCCUGCCCAGAGGAUCAGAAACAGCAGCAGCAACAUACAGAUACACAGAGCUGGAAUGACAAAGCUGAAGGUCAAGAGGUCAAAGGAAGGUCCAAAUCUUUGA